Molecule: messenger RNA, 1539 nt
Organism: Eutrema salsugineum
Lineage: Eukaryota; Viridiplantae; Streptophyta; Magnoliopsida; Brassicales; Brassicaceae
Exons: 10
Coding region: 1-1539 (512 amino acids)
Source: RefSeq, a predicted model, not a curated record
AUGUCUUCUUUCACCGAUCUCUACUCCGUGAAGCCCUUCAAAACUCAAUGGAGAGUUUAUGUGAAGAUAUUGAAGGUGUGGAAACAGUACUUGAAUGGUGUCGAGACGUUGGAAAUGGUUGUUGUUGAUGAGAAGAAUCAAACCAUGCAUGUAACUUUGAAAAAGGAGUUCAUCAAGAAAAAUGAAAAUCUCUUUAAGGAAGGUGCUUCUAGAAUUAUCACAAAUUUUCAAGUAGCUCAUAAUGGUGGUAAGUUCAGGACAAGCCCUCACGUUUACAAAAUCCUUUUCGCAUCAACAACAUCUGUCAAACCGGCAGAAGAAAUGGAUCCAAGAAUCCUAGGUUUCAAGUUCGUCAAGUUUUUUGAUAGGCAAAAUGAAGGCAAAAAUGAAUCCAGAUUUCAUGAAGAUGCUAUUGGACAAAUUGUGAGCAUUGGGGAUGUAGAGAUCUUGAAUGUUGGAAAGAGACAGACAAAGAGGCUUUCUAUGGAGAUCCGUGAUACAGAUGUGGCUCAACAUGUCAAUGAUGCUGUGAUCGUUGCUGUUUCGCGUUUUGGAAAGUUAAAACUUUAUCAAUGUGUUUGGAGUGUUGGCAAUUGCUACAACUGUUCGAUGGUCAUUACUGAUCCAGUGUUUCCAGAGAGUUUGGGUUUUAAAGAGAGAUUGCCAAAAGAUGGUUUAACCCUGACCUAUACCCAUCCAAAUCAGUUGAUUAUUGUCAAUUCUAUAUCAGUAAGGGACGAUUUCUUCUUGCAUAGUCCUCGAAGGACUAUUAGCGAGAUUAUUGCUGCUUCUGAGGUUGUCAAAUGUGUUACCAUGGCCAAAAUUAUGUCUAUAGACACUGAGUUUGACUGGUAUUACAUGUCAUGUGGAGCCUGUGCUAAAAAGGUUCUCCCUCAUGAUAUGGAUUACUUAAAAGAACUAUAUCCUGGAAAAACAUCUAAGAAACAAUUAUGGCAGUGCAAAAAAUGCAAUGAGGAUGUUGAGAAUGUUUAUCCAUCGUUCAUGUUGACUUUUCGUGUCAUGGAUAAUACUGGUGAAACCAAAUUCCUCUUAUUUGAUCAAGAGGCAAAGGAAGUUGUCAACCAAACUGCUGCUCAGUUAAUUAACUCAAUUCAGGAUCCAGAUGUCUUGCCCUUGGCUUUGAGCAAUAUUUGUGGUAAAACGUUUCUCUUCAAGAUUGCAAUUGCAAGUUCAAAUAUUGUUUUCAAUAGUGAUACAUACAAGGUCAUCAGUAUAAUUACACAAAGUGAUGUGGUUAAGGAGUUUUCUGAAAUCUCUACUCCUCAGGUGCACACUCCAAGUAUCAAGAUAGAGGAAAAAGCUCACAAUACUCUUGAUGGAAAGGUUCCUCUAAUGAUUAUGGAUGAUGAUGAUGCUGACAUUACACCUACUUCUAAGCGCAAGAGCAAUGAAAGUAUGGAAGUGAUUAAGGAUAUCGAUGAGUAUUCGACUGCAAAGAAGAAGUGUAAGGAUGAAAAAACUGUUGAGACUAAUCCAAGUACUCUGCCCCUUAAGACUGUGAAGACAGAGAAGCCAUGA